This is a messenger RNA of Saccostrea echinata, 4299 nucleotides long. Its product is annotated as cytoplasmic FMR1-interacting protein-like. The coding region runs from base 133 to 3933 and encodes 1266 amino acids. Gene Ontology annotation, cellular component: neuron projection; synapse; SCAR complex. Gene Ontology annotation, biological process: regulation of translation; cell projection assembly; axon guidance. The record is from RefSeq and is a predicted model, not a curated record. Gene Ontology annotation, molecular function: small GTPase binding; RNA 7-methylguanosine cap binding. The transcript is spliced from 29 exons. NCBI's taxonomy places the organism in Eukaryota, Metazoa, Mollusca, Bivalvia, Ostreida, Ostreidae.
ACCAAACCCUAAAAAUAACGCCAUCUAUCGGACAAAAGCUACUUCCGCAAACAAUGAUGGGCAGGGUACAUAGGAAAUGUAGACCAACUUUAGUGAUUAAUUAAGCAAGAAAAUAAUUUGAUAAUUUUCAAAAUGGGUGAUCAUAUGGUGGGUGAAAAGAUCACCCUGACUGAUGCUCUUCAGAAUGUUGAUGUUCUGGAUGAGUUACCUCUCCCUGACCAACAGCCAUGCAUCGAGGGAAUGUCCCUUUCCAUUCAGUACCAGGCAAAUUUUGAUACCAAUUUUGAAGACAGGAGUGCCUAUGUAACAGGAGUCGCAAAGUAUAUAGAAGAGGCCACCGUCCAUGCUGACCUUAACAAGUUGUUAGAGGAAGGACAGGAGUAUGCUGCCAUGUUGUAUACCUGGAGAUGUUGUUCUAGAGCUUUACCACAGGUUAAAAGUAAUGAACAACCUAACAGAGUAGAAAUUUACAACAAAAUCGUGGAAGUUCUUGACCCACAGGUCUCCAAACUGAUGGACCUCAUGUAUUUCACGAAAAGAGCAAUAGAGCGUUUUGGUAAUGAGGUCAAAAGACUUUGUCACAAAGAGAAGAGGAAUGAUUUUGUGUCAGAAGCUUACCUUUUAACACUAGGAAAAUUUAUUAACACAUUUGCGGAGUUGGAUGAACUAAAAAAUAUGAAAGCUAGUGUCAAGAAUGACUAUUCGGCAUACAGAAGAGCUGCUCAGUUUUUAAAAGUAAUGGCAGAUCCCCAGUCUCUUCAGGAGUCACAGAAUCUGUCUAUGUUUUUGGCAACACAGAAUAAAAUCCGGGACAUGCUAAAGGAAGCCCUUGAAAUAACACCAGGGUAUGAAGAGCUGCUAGCAGAUGUUGUCAACAUCUCUGUUCAUAUGUAUGAAAACAGACUCUUCUUGGAACCCUCAGAAAAGCACAUGCUUGUGAAGGUCAUGGCAUUUGGUUUGUUCUUGAUGGACAACAAGGAAAACAGUAUUUACAAAAUGGAUGGCAGAAAAAGAGUCAAUUUAACAAAGAUAGAUAGGAUUUUAAAGCAAUUGGAAGUUGUCCCCCUUUACGGAGACAUGCAGAUCAAACCUUACCAUUACAUCCAAAAGAGCUUGAACUUUGACCCCUCACGAUGGACAUUUUGUGAGUCUAGUCAGCUUAGUCCUCAGUCUAGCCUGUUAGCUAAUCUGGAGGCCAUUAGAGAAGAUCACAUGGCGUACAUCAGUCAGUUGGCCAGACACAGUAAUGAGGCCAUUACCACCACCAGGGAGAGUCCCAGGUCAGACUAUGAGAAUAAGGAGUUAAGUGACUUGGCCCUCAGGGGGCUACAUCUAAUGUCAGCAUGGACACAACAGGUCAUGGAACUGUACUCUUGGAAGCUCCUGCACCCAACUGACACACACCAGAACCCGGAAUGUCCCCAGGAUGCAGAGGAGUAUGAGAGGUCAACUCGUUAUAACUAUAGCAGCGAUGAAAAGUUUGCCAUUGUGGAAGUGAUUGCCAUGAUUAAGGGGCUACAACUCCUGAUGGCCAGGAUGGAGUCCGUGUUUCUGGACGCCAUCAGAAGACACAUUUAUGCUGCUCUACAGGAUUUUGUACAGCUAGGUCUAAGAGAUCCACUGAGAAAGGCAAUCAGAAAGAAAAAUGAUGUCAUCAAAGUAUUGAUAUUGUCUGUGCGAGACACCUGUGUUGAUUGGAUGAGAGGGGUAGAACCUCAUGAUGACCCAGCAAUGAAGGGUAAAAAAGAUCCUGAUGAAGGAUUUACAAUCAAAGUACCACGUAGGAAUGUUGGUCCUUCAACCACACAGCUGUACAUGGUACGGACAAUGUUGGAGUCCCUGAUUGCGGACAAGAGUGGUGGCAGUGGGAAGAAGACCUUGAGGAAGGACAUUGAUGGACAACAUCUAAUGGCUAUUGAUCAGUUCCACAAAGAGUCCUUCUACUGGAAUUACCUCCUCAACUUCAAUGACUCUCUACACAGAUGUUGUGAUUUGUCUCAGCUUUGGUACAGAGAAUUCUUCCUGGAGAUGACAAUGGGAAAAAGAAUUCAAUUUCCAAUUGAAAUGUCCAUGCCUUGGAUUCUUACAGACCAUGUUCUGGAAACCAAAGAUGCUUCCAUGAUGGAAUAUAUCCUGUAUCCUUUAGACCUGUACAAUGAUAGUGGUCACUAUGCCUUGACCAAGUUCCACAAACAAUUCCUCUAUGAUGAAGUGGAAGCAGAGGUCAACCUUUGUUUUGACCAGUUUGUGUACAAACUCAGUGAUCAAAUCUUUGCCUACUACAAACAUUUAGCUGGCAGUAUAAUGCUUGACAAGAGAUUUCGAGCAGAGUGUGCUAGCUUUGGAACAAAGAUAGUUUAUCCUGUUGCCAAUAGAUACAAGACCCUUCUCAAACAGAGACAUGUUCAGAUUCUAGGUCGUUCAAUAGAUUUAAAUCGCCUGCUUGGCCAGAGAGUUAAUGCCUCGUUACAAAAGGCUCUGGAUGUUGCCAUUUCUAGAUUUGAGGGAGGAGAAUUGACAGGCAUUGUGGAGCUAGAGGGCCUGGUAGAAUGUAAUCGCUUGGCCCACAAACUGAUGAACAAGUACAUCACCUUGAAUGACUUUGAUGCCAUGCUGAGAGAAGCUAACCACAAUGUCUCUGCCCCGUAUGGCAGAAUCACUCUUCAUGUGUUCUGGGAGGUCAAUUAUGAUUUCCUACCAAACUACUGCUACAAUGCUGCCACAAACAGAUUUGUUAAGACAGUUUUGCCAUUUGCUCCAGCUAGUCAAAGAGAAAAGCAGCCCAAUCCAUCGUAUUCUUACAUUUGGGGCACAAAGGCCCUUACCACAUCUUUUAGUGCAAUAUAUGGACUCUACCACGGUUUUGUGGGAGUCCCCCACUUCAGGUCUAUGUGUCGCCUGAUUGGAUAUCAGGGAAUAGCAGUUGUUAUAGAAGAGCUGCUGAAAAUUGUCCAAGCUUUGUUGAAAGGAACUCUGAUGGACUAUGUAAAAACCUUAAUGACGGUGAUGCCCCCAGUCUGUCGCCUUCUGAGAUAUGAUUACGGCUCUCCUGGUGUUAUGGGUUACUAUCAAGCCCAGCUGGCUGAAUUAAUCCAAUAUCCUGAUCUUAGAACUGAGGUCUUCCAGAGUUUCCGAGAAGUAGGAAAUGCCAUUCUGUUCUGUAUGCUGGUAGAACAGGCUCUGACCCAGGAAGAAGUGUGUGAUUUGAAACAUGCGGCGCCAUUUCAGAACAUCAUUCCGAAGCCCUUUAUACCAAUCAAAGAGGGUGAUAACCGGAAGGAGAAAGAACAAGAACUGAAGAACAUGAUGAAGAGGCUAGAAGCUAAAUAUGCUGCCUUACAGGUGGUGCCGGUCAUCAGUAAACUGGGUACCCCUCAGCAAGCAGACAUAGCAGCAGAAGGUGACCUACUUACCAGAGAGAGGCUGUGCUGCGGUCUAUCCAUGUUUGAGAUCGUAUUGACCAGAAUCAAAACGUUUGUUGAGGACCAGAUCUGGCAUGGCCAGCAGCCAGCCAACGGAGUCAUGAACAUUGACGAGUGUACAGAAUUCCAUCGACUCUGGAGUGCUAUACAAUUUGUGUACUGUAUGCCAGUCAGGGAAAACGAGUACUCGGUCGAAGAGCUUUAUGGGGAGGGACUGAACUGGGCUGGAUGCGCCCUCAUUGUCCUGUUGUCACAGCAACGGAGGUUUGAGGCACUAGAUUUCUGCUAUCACGUUCUCAAAGUUAAUCGUGUAGACAUGAAGGACGAAAAUGUGAAAGGCAUACAAUUGAAGAAGAUGGUGGAUCGCAUAAGAAAGUUCCAGAUUUUAAACAAUCAAAUCUUUGCCGUAUUGAACAAAUACUUAAAGACAAGUGACUCUGAAAGUAUUCCCGUCGAACACGUGCGCUGUUUCCAGCCCCCAAUACACCAGUCAUUAGCAACAACCAUAUAAUACUGACUCAAGUGUGAUUGCUGUGUUUUUUGCUCCUUGAGCAAUGAAACAAUACAGUUCUUAAAUUUGUCUUUUUGGAAUCUCAGAAAAUUAAAGGAUCCAGGAAGAAGGCAGCAGAGAUAAAAUCAAUACGUUGUCUUCCUCUUCUACAAAAGUGAAACAUUUUAUUGCGUUUGUCUUCAAACAGUAUAAGAGUGCUAAAAGUAUUGAAGAUUUUGGAAUUAUUCAAUUUUUUGACUACGUAAUUUUACAGUGAUAUACGCUUUGUGUAUUGCAUGCUGUGUAAACUUGUAUAGAUUUUAUACAAACUAGCAUACCGGUAUAUUCAUACCAUUUGUAAUUAUGCAUAAUAAAAUCAUAAUUUUC